Molecule: messenger RNA, 282 nt
Organism: Marchantia polymorpha subsp. ruderalis
Lineage: Eukaryota; Viridiplantae; Streptophyta; Marchantiopsida; Marchantiales; Marchantiaceae
Source: the annotation of a GenBank genome assembly
AUGGUGGUGGAAGAAGAAGAAGAAGAAGAAAAGCCCGAGGGAGUGUGGCGAUUUCGGUUCGAAGGAUUUCGGGCUAGACAGGAGAGUAGAGCAGCGAGUUGUACUCGAUUUGCUCCUGGAUCACCGGGUAAUGAUUCUCGUAAGAAGCCAGCAAAAUCUGAGCGGGAAGCGAGCUUCGUAGCGAGGAGGAGGAAGAGGAAGAGGAAGAGGAGGAGGAGGAGAAGAAGAAGGAGACGAUGGUGCGCAAGAAAGCGGGCGCCGGUCAGAACACGUUCGUCAUAA